UGUUGAGUCUUUGGAAUGCUAUUCCUGCCAGGGUAUGGGUAAUGGAAACUGCUCAGACGAAAACGUUGCAAAGGUCCUCUGCAGACCAGACCAGAAUGUGUGCAUCGAGACUGUCACGGCUUUGGAAACAAGUCACGACCAGUCCACGAUGCUACAGAAAGGUUGUGGAACCGGCUUACCAGGAAGAGUAGAUAAAGCCGAGUACUUCCAUGGAGUGAUAAUGUACAUAAUGUUGAUACAGUGUAACACCAGCCUCUGCAACACGGAACUGCACGCGAAGACCUAUCUUCUAUUACCCCCUGAAAAUACAGGUCGUCAGCUUAACGAAAUGGAAUGUUACAGCUGUAUUGGAAAAACUCCAGAUCAAUGUACGUCGUCCAAUGCCCCUGUCAAACAAUGCUUCCAGCCACUUCGUCACUGCUUCGAUGGCAACGUCACAGUGACACAAGGAAAUACCUCAGCUGUUAUACCCAUCAAGAGCUGCUCUGAAAGACAUACCUGUGCCAUGCGAACUCUAAAAUUUGGUUCUUCAACGUUUGAGAUUAAAGGUGCGUGCUGUAUAGGAAACAUUUGCAACAAGGACCUCUCAAACAUGACCCAGUAUGUGGAACUGCCACCUCUGGUACUGAUACCUCCUUCUAAUGAGCCACCAACUACUCCUGCCAUACCUACCUGGGGGAGACCCACGAAGGAACAACCACACGCAAAUGGAACCACUCAGACACUCAAAGAAGCUAACAUUACGGUGGGCUCAGACACUACGUCUUUAAAAGCCGCCAUUAAACAUGAAGAUGAUCAACAACCAAGCAAAGCUUCCCAAUCACAAAUCUCUCUUUGGCUUGUCUUCUUAAACUUAGUUCUGUUCAAAUUCUGAUGUUUUGUCUAGCCCAUGUACUU
Molecule: messenger RNA, 897 nt
Organism: Pelobates fuscus (common spadefoot toad)
Lineage: Eukaryota; Metazoa; Chordata; Amphibia; Anura; Pelobatidae
Gene: LYPD3
Product: LY6/PLAUR domain containing 3
Exons: 4
Coding region: 35-874 (279 amino acids)
Cellular component (GO): plasma membrane
Source: RefSeq, a predicted model, not a curated record